UCUUGAAAGCUGCUAGGGUUUCUGCGUUCCCCUUGUGGGCGUCAAGUUCAUCUCUCUCUCUCUCUCUCUCUCUCCCAGGUGAGUAAAUCCGUUUUUCUCUCUCCAUAUAUAUAUAUUUGUGUGCUGUCUCUGUAGAUCUACCUCUGUGUGGUUUUCUUUUUACUCUGUUUCUAAGCAAGAUGAAAAAUAUUGUGCCAUAUAAAUUCCGUGUUUUCCAUUUCUCCCUAUUUUUGAAGAACAUACUUUGAAAUCGGACUGAUUUAGUGUAAAAGCACGGUUUUCAUGUAUUAUAUGCUUUUUUUUUUGGGGUAAAUGUGAAAUAUCAUGAUACUGGUUCCAUGCUUGCUUUUUUGAGAGCUAAAAAGGCUUAAGAAAUUUUCAAUUCCCAUUUUUAUGGACAUGGACUAGUUGUUUAUCUAGAGGUUUUUAUUCAAGUUUCUUUUAAUUGUAUUUUUUAUUUUUUGUACUUGCGCAAGCAAUUUUUCAGGGGUAUUUGGCGAGUUUUCCGUCUUUGAUAUAAGUAAAUACUAGUAUUGUUGACUUCCCAAUAUAUUAUGUAGAAGACGUUAGUUUUUGCGGUAAAUUUUGCAAUGCUGAUAUUUAUGCAUUUUGUACGCCGUACAUGGGUUGAAAUGGGUUAAAAUUUGGGGUCCUUUUACCAUUCUUGCUGUUGCAAAUUGGCUUGAAAUUAUGACUUGUGUGAAUCAUAUUGGGUAUUCUGAUAGGUACUCGUUUGAGAAGAUGUCUCGAGUGUAUGUGGGAAAUUUGGAUCCUCGAGUCAGUGAACGAGAGCUUGAAGAUGAAUUCCGUGUGUUUGGGGUUAUCCGGAGUGUUUGGGUUGCUAGAAGGCCUCCUGGUUAUGCAUUUAUUGAUUUUGAUGACCGGAGGGAUGCACAAGAUGCAAUUCGUGAACUAGAUGGUAAGAAUGGCUGGAGAGUUGAGCUUUCUCACAAUUCUAGAGGAGGAGGAGGUGGCGGCGGCGGCGGUGGUGGUCGUGGAGGGGGCCGUGGUCGCUUUGGCGGGUCUGAUUUGAAGUGCUAUGAGUGUGGUGAGGCGGGUCAUUUUGCACGCGAGUGUCGGUCACGUGUUGGUUCUGGAAGACGUCGCAGUCGCAGCCCCCCCUCAAGGUAUCGAAGGAGCCCCAGUUAUGGUCGCAGGAGCUACAGUCCUCGUGACAGAUCCCCCAAACGUCGCAGUUUGUCACCUCGUGGGCGCAGCUAUAGCAGGUCUCCACCGCAUCGUGGCCGUGAGGAGUUGCCAUAUGUUAACGGAAAUAGCCUCAAGGAACGACGCAGAAGCAGGAGCUGAGUAUUGCAACUUGGCAACUUGACAUUGUCAAGAGGUUUUUGAGAUUGUGUUUACUAUGCUUGGACUUCAUUACAACUGUUUAAGAAGGGCAACACCCUCACCUUCAAGUUGUGGAUUUGGUUAAGUUUCUGUCUUACUCUGGUAUUAAGUAUGUUAAUUUCCCUUUUAUUAUGUCUAUGCUUUAUGUUGUAUUUCUUUGUAGGCAAGUGGAUUUUAGGGUGAUCUAUAUUUUAUAGAAGUACAAAAAUCAAAAGACCAACUGCUAAAGAUUUAUGCUUUUGUUUUGUGUCGAGGUGUUUCCUCCCUGGUUCUGCUUCAUUGCUUUUGUGCUUCUACACUCCCAUGUGGUUUGCUUCUUUGCUGUCCUGUUCUGGGAUCUUCAAUUUGCACAAUUGGAGGUCCCAGAUGGCUUCGUCACUAGAUGCUUCUGUAUCAAUCUCUGCAGCUGUGAUUUGCCUCCCCAAGUUAUAGUGGUAUUUCGUUAAGAUAGUUAUAAGGAUUGAGGAGCUGCUGCUUCAAACACUUCUGGCAGGUACUUAAUCUGUUCCACAGAAGUUGGGGAAUUAACAUUCAUGUUAAACGAAUAUUGAAUUUUUCUUUCUAACUUGUAUUUUAAGGAAAAUGUGUUUAAGAGUAAUGAAACGUGGAGUUGAACUGUCAAAGGCUUGAAAGGCAGGGGGCAUAUCUUGAAAUAACCUUUCCAAAAAAAAAAAUUUGUUUCUAUAAAUGGAGUCUCUUGCUUUUGUAAAAAGAGGGAAGUAUUUUCUUCUAGAUUAUUCUAGUGCUCUUACUUGCCUAGGCAAUGGGGAAAAGGAAAAAUAAAUUUGAUGUCUUUGACUCUACUGGACUGGAAUGUUUUUCCUUACUAGUCCAAGUGUAUUUCUUUUCUUCCCAUCUCUAGGCAAACAAGUUGCUUAUAAAAAAAUCUUACAGAUGGAUUUUUUUAUUUUCACCACUAAAUGUCAGUUGGAAUAUGCCCAAAACUAAAAUUUUCAAAUAUCUUCUUAUCCUUUAUCAAUUUUCUAUGUUGUGUACUGAUUUUCUUCAACCAAAACAUUAUAUUAUUUGGAGACUGUGUCAACGUUUCUGGUUGCAUGGUUACAUUUAUUUAAAAGGUGUUCCUUCAACUUGGAGAAGUCUAUCCAGUUUUAGAUGUUGUGUGCCACAUGGCCAUUAGCCGAAGAGCUUCGGUGCUUCUUACCAAGAUCUUAACAAGCUGAUUGAGAUCCUCGCAUAAGAUGAGAACUUCUUGCAUCGCUUUCUUCGGCUUCUUAUCCUUUGAUGGUAUCUUUCUUUGGUUUGGAUAUCAUGCUGCAAAACAACUUGCCAAGGUGGCAUCCUGAUUUUGUUGACUGCUGCAGAAAUAGUGCACUACUGGGCCUUCUGGUUAUUGGUUUUUGUUCUACCAGAUUAAACACACAUUGAAUUGGAAUGUGCUUUUGGAGAAUAUUUUCGGCAACCCUUGUCGACAACAUACUAUCUCCUGGCUCUUUCACUUAGACAAUUGGGAAAAGGUAAGGGAUGUCCAAAUUGUGGCCAGAGUAAAUACUGAUAUGUGGGACAAUUUGUCUACUCGGUUCCUUGCUGUAAUUCACAUGUACGAGUGUACCCCCUGCUCUGUCUGGCUGUGACAAAUCUCCUGCCUUCUAUGACACCAUUUGUGAUCACUAUAUAGAGAAAUUGUAAAACAAUUAUCUCACCCAACCCUUUGAAUUAAAUAAAGUGACUUUGCAGGAGCAAUAGAUGUUUGGGCCCUGUUUACAGUGGUCUUCUAAUGACACGAUGAUCUUUAGCAUUUUUCAUUUCUUCAAGGUUUCGAC
Ilex paraguariensis (yerba mate) is the source of this 3128-nucleotide messenger RNA. The record is from the annotation of a GenBank genome assembly. NCBI's taxonomy places the organism in Eukaryota, Viridiplantae, Streptophyta, Magnoliopsida, Aquifoliales, Aquifoliaceae.